AUGCAAUCCAACGAUCAAGUCGUUGUAAACCGCGAAAACCAACGUGUGACACCGCAAAUCGGCGCUGCGAAUGUCGGCCAAAUCUUGGCCGGGAGCACUACAAAGGGCCAGCUUGUGUCCCACGAUUCCUACUCUCACCCUGUGCGUGAUACUUGCAUCAGUUCUUCAAGCUCAGUCAUUAUGGAAUGGGGCAGUGCACGCAUGAAGGAAGAUAUGGUCCGCAUAAUUUCCCAAUGGCUCGCCGACGAAGGCUUUGGUGCUACGCGCCUAGCGCUUUUGGAAGAGGCUGGUGUCAAACUUCGUGAACUUGACGAUACUAUGGCAGAGCAUCGCAAAUUAUGCAACUACUUGUUGGAGGGCAAUUGGACCGAAGUGGACAAACUGUGUACGAAGCCGUUCCUCAAGGACCACAAAGCGCUUCUUUACGCCGUUUACAAGCAGCAAUACCUCGAGCACAUCGAGCACCGCGAAUAUCAAAAAGCAUUCACUUUUUUGACCAAGCGUUUGAAGCCGUUAGAGCAUUACCAACCGCACGCUGCGGAGUUUGGUGACUUGUGUUACCUGCUCUCUGCCCAAUCCGUCACUGAUGCGCCAUCGUUUCGAUCCUGGGAGGGUAUUCAGCCUGCACGCGAAGCACUUAUCGCUGAGUUCUCGCCUAUCUUACAACAGGAUCAACUUGAACGCGACGCAGUUACGACCACGGAAUCGACGUUUGUGCAUCCUCCCGAGAUAGGAAGUGGGGAUAUGGACAAAAGGUAUGUGCCUCCGCACCGCCUUGUUUCCCUCCUGCACCAGGCAUUGGCAUACCAGGUGGAGUUUGCGCGGUAUCAAAAACGAACUGUGCCCGUCGUUUCGAGUCUCCUCCAAGAUUACGCUGGGUUUGUGGUGCCGAAUCGGUGCCGCAAGUCGCUUUAUGGGCACUCCCAGAAUGUGAAAUGCGUUCGUUUCGUUGGCGAUGAUGGCCAUCACAUUGUAAGCGGCUCGGGUGAUUGGGCAGUGCGCGUUUGGGACACUGCUACUGGCGCAUGCGAUGCCGUGUUGGAAGGACAUGGCAGCCGUAUAUGGGAUGUCGAUGCAACACACGAUGGAACACACGUUGCAAGCGCCAGUGGCGAUUCGACCAUCAAAAUCUGGAAUGUCGAGUCUAAACUCUUACAGCGUACCCUGCAAGGUGGGUAUGGCGAUGUGUACACCUGUCGGUUCAGUCCCGACCAGACGCAUUUGGUCAGCGGCGGCUAUGAUAAGCUUCUUCGUUUGUACGACAUUUCUACUGGCACAGCCGUGCGCAUGAUGCCUGGUCAUGACCUUGGCAUUUCCUCAACGGUAUUUAAUCCACAAGGGAAUUUGAUUGUGAGCGGUGCGAAGGACACAACGAUUCGGUUGUGGGACAAGCUCUCAGGGCUUUCUGUCCACACCUUGCAAGGACAUCUCGGUGAAAUCACAUCGGUGGAUAUGAGCGAAGACGGAAUGCAAUUGCUCACUAGCUCAAAGGACAACUCGGGACGCUUAUGGGAUAUGCGCAUGCUUCGCCCACUCCAACGCUUUAAGGGAAACCAGAACACGUCGAAAAACUUUAUUCGCGCCUCGUUCUUGGACCCAAGUCUCAUUGCCAGUGGCUCAGAAGAUGGUCUUGUCUAUCUCUGGGAAAAGGAAUCGCCUAAUGUGCUUCAGACGCUAGAGGGGCACGGAUUCGAGGCGAUGUAUACCGAUGGCGCCGCGGACGUGCCGCUUUCCCCUGAGGGUGCAAUCGCAACGGGAUCCUUGCCUUCGUCACAUGCAUAUUACACUCGCAAACAAGUCGUUGUAUACAGUGCGGUAUGGAACAAGGUGCAAGGAAUUCUCGCGAGCUGUGCAGACGAUGGCACCGUACGUCUGUGGGACUGGGCCCGACCGCCGGACGAUGAUCUCAUCGCUCCUUGA
This is a messenger RNA of Malassezia vespertilionis, 1920 nucleotides long. RefSeq lists its product as uncharacterized. Gene Ontology annotation, biological process: mRNA splicing, via spliceosome. The record is from RefSeq and is a predicted model, not a curated record. Gene Ontology annotation, molecular function: protein binding. The transcript is spliced from 2 exons. NCBI's taxonomy places the organism in Eukaryota, Fungi, Basidiomycota, Malasseziomycetes, Malasseziales, Malasseziaceae. The coding region runs from base 1 to 1920 and encodes 639 amino acids.